Lasiodiplodia theobromae is the source of this 519-nucleotide messenger RNA. RefSeq lists its product as uncharacterized. The coding region runs from base 1 to 519 and encodes 172 amino acids. The record is from RefSeq and is a predicted model, not a curated record. NCBI's taxonomy places the organism in Eukaryota, Fungi, Ascomycota, Dothideomycetes, Botryosphaeriales, Botryosphaeriaceae. The transcript has a single exon.
AUGGCCACCGCUCCCGCCAUCAUCUGGCCCGCCAAAUACCUCCCCGGCACGACCGACAACUACGUCUCCAACGAGGUCAUCGUGAAGGGCAUCACAGCCGCAAGCGUCUGGGCCAACCUGGUCGACAUCACCAAAUGGGAGUCCUACUACUCCAACGUCUCCAACAUCACGCCUCCGGCAUCCGGCCCUUCCCUGGAGAAGGGUGACACGUUCAGCUUUUCCACCUUCGGCUUCCCGCCCCUCCAGUGCGAGACCUGGGAAUCGAUUGCCCCCGGAAACGGACAGCUUGUUGGACGCCUAGCCUGGCGCGCGUGGCAGGAUGGCGACAAGGCGUCGUAUCUGGACGUCUACCACGCUUGGCUGGUCGAGGAUCUGGGUGAUGGACGAGUCAGGAUUUUGACCCAGGAGUCGCAGAUUGGAGAGCCUGCGGCCGGUUUGGCGAGCCAGAGGCCCAAUCCGAUGUUGAAUGGUCACCAGGAGUGGCUGGAUGGGCUUGUCCGUGUUGCUCGGGGAAAUUAG